This is a messenger RNA of Saccharomyces eubayanus, 1419 nucleotides long. RefSeq names its product putative methyltransferase. Bases 1 to 1419 code for a protein of 472 amino acids. The transcript has a single exon. Gene Ontology annotation, molecular function: phosphatase activity. The record is from RefSeq and is a predicted model, not a curated record. Gene Ontology annotation, cellular component: cytoplasm; nucleus. Gene Ontology annotation, biological process: DNA damage response. NCBI's taxonomy places the organism in Eukaryota, Fungi, Ascomycota, Saccharomycetes, Saccharomycetales, Saccharomycetaceae.
AUGGCUAUCCCUGAAAGGUUCAUGACCAAUGACAAGGGCACCUUUGGUGAAUACACAGCCAGUUCCCGUUGGCCCAUUAUUCUACAAAAUGCUAUAGACGAUUUGACUACGCAACAAGAAUUGGAAAAGAGUAACACCACCAAGUUUCAACAAGCUGAGUCUAUCAAAACUGGGUUGAGGCAGUUCCGCCAAGAUGUCAUUGACCGUGUUCGUUUGAGACCGUUCACUGAAGAAGAGAUCAAGUUGGCAAACGUCCCGCUUUCGUUCAACGAAUACUUAAAAGAACACUCCGAAGCCAAUUGGGGUGACGUCGAAUGGUUAUUCUCCGAAGUUUACUUGUACAGAAGAGUUAAUGUUCUUUUCCAACGUGAAUCUGAAUGGGCUGAGUUUGAUAUUUUUAACAGACUGAAGCAAUCUACUUUUGAAUCUUCAUUCCAUGGCGUUGUGGAGUUGGCUUUAAGGUACCAAAAUCUGUUGCCCCAAUUGAAAAACAUUGGGCAGAACUCGGAAGACAACGACGAGGAUUUAUUGAAAGUCCUUUUCAAAGAAUUUAUAGAAAUUUCUUUAUGGGGAAAUGCCACUGAUUUAUCUUUGUUGACCAAUGCCACUUUAGAGGAGAUUAAAUCUAUCCAAGGGGCCAAAGCAAGAGCAGAAUCUGAGUCUAAAAUUGUUGUGAAUGACACCGACAAGGCAUGGGGCGUAUUAACUAACGCCAAGGCCAAUGCUAAUGGCAAACCAAUUCGUGUUGAUUUUGUUCUAGACAAUUCUGGUUUUGAACUAUACGCUGAUUUAAUGCUAGCAGCUUUCCUGUUAGAAAGUGGACUAGCCACCAAAUGUAUCUUCCAUGCCAAGGAUAUCCCAUAUAUGGUUAGCGACGUUAUGUUAAAGGAUUUCGACAUCUUAGUCCAAGACCUGAGAGACCGUGAAUUUUUCCCAAGUGGCCAACCGUCAACAAAGGAAUCCAAGGCCCUUGAUUUCUUUGCCAAGGAAAUGGGCAAGUUCAUUUCGAGUGGCGAGCUAGAAUUUCGUGAAGAUUCUUUCUGGACCACGGAACUAGACUAUUGGAAUUUGGAUACAAAAGAAACCAAGUACCAUGGUUCUGUUUUACAUAAAGAUUUACUAAAUUCUAACCUGGUUAUCUUCAAAGGUGACCUAAACUAUAGAAAAUUGACAGGAGAUAGAAAAUGGCCCCGUACCACUAAAUGGGAGACCGCAAUCGGUCCCCUUGCUACCAACGGUAUCACGUCUUUGAGUUUAAGAACCUGUAAAGCCGACGUACAGGUCGGUUUGCCUGAAGGUCUCGAUGCUAAAUUGAGUCAAGAAUGGGAAAAGGAAAAUCCAGGUCGUGGUUCUUGGUGGUGUUGUAGCGGUAAAUGGGCAGUUAUUUGUUUCUGUUCUGGUAAGUCAGACGGAAACUAA